Harpia harpyja (harpy eagle) is the source of this 4058-nucleotide messenger RNA. It is a transcript of the gene CX3CL1, whose product is annotated as C-X3-C motif chemokine ligand 1. The record is from RefSeq and is a predicted model, not a curated record. The coding region runs from base 284 to 1666 and encodes 460 amino acids. NCBI's taxonomy places the organism in Eukaryota, Metazoa, Chordata, Aves, Accipitriformes, Accipitridae. Gene Ontology annotation, molecular function: chemokine activity; CCR chemokine receptor binding. The transcript is spliced from 3 exons. Gene Ontology annotation, cellular component: extracellular region. Gene Ontology annotation, biological process: chemokine-mediated signaling pathway; positive regulation of ERK1 and ERK2 cascade; cellular response to tumor necrosis factor.
GCUAAGAAAAGCUGAUGUAAAUGCAGCUAGGGAAUUCCAGGAGCCAUCUAGCUCUGGUGCAGGCAGUAUUCCCUCCCCUGUCCUGCUCUUCCCUCCGCCUCCUGUCGUCACCCUGAGACACGUGUGGGGGGAGAAGAAUAACAGCUGAAAACCCCAUCUCAGGGCUUCAUAAUCCUGGAAUGAGCUGCGGCAGCUGUGCUGUUCUGGAGGAUGCAAUAAGCAGUCAGGAGUGGGAAAUAACUGCCUGUAACCCUUCCCUGCCUGCCCUUCCUACCACGGGAACAUGAAGGCUGUUUCUCUCCGGGUCCUGUUUGUGCUGAAGGUCUUGUGCCUGGCGACCCUGGCUGGAGGGCAACCCAAAGCACCUCUGACGUGUUCAACAGAGUGCAGCCGUUUUACAUCUGGGAUAGCGGCGAAGCGGAUAAGGAGCUACCGCUUGACUGAACCCCGCUGCACCAAACAAGCUGUCAUAUUUAUUACUCUGAAGUCCCUGGAGAUUUGUGCAGAUCCAGAGGCAGAGUGGGUGAAGAAGAUGGUACAGAAACUGGACCAGAAAAAUGCCGCAGCCUGCCCACUUCCACGUGAUGCCACCUCAGCAGUGGCACCAGAAGAGGCUGGUGUUUUUCAGAAACAUGUUGGCCUUACAGUAACAGUUCCAUCUCAAGCGACUGCUCCAACUAGUUUCUUCCAAGGGACUGGCACAACAGUUCUGGAGAGAAUACGUGUUCCUGCUGCCAGGACGGAGGCAUCCAGCAAGCCUCCACCAGCCAUGCAGGACACCACCCAGGUCCCUGCAGGAUCAUCCCCUGUGAUACAGGAAGUUGCUGCCCGCUUAGAAGUCACUCCAGAAGCAAACAGAGAUUCCUUAAAAUCUCCCGCACCUUCAACAACUUUUGCAGCAGGCAUGGUCUCCAGCCAGUCCACCCCAUAUCCCACGGCUCUUGUGCAUGGCUUUGACAAUGCUGUGGGAUCUACAGAAGAACCUGUAGGACAUACCGCAAAUGCUACGGCUGAUAUUGGAGACACCACUUCUCCUAGCUCAAAUUCAGACCCCAUGGCCAUUACUAAAGGAUCAGACCAUCCUGUACUUUCUACAAAUGAAUCCCUGAACCCUACAAGUGCAAGAGACAAUGCACCAGAUGCUGCUUCUAGCAGUCCUAGUUCAGAUCUCCCCUCCCUCCUGGACAGCAUGGAGAUCACCACAAUCCCAGCCACACCAGUUCCACCAGAGGCUACCUCAGUUUCUACUCUAAACUCCACAACUGCCAUAGACAAAGGUACUUCUGUCUAUACCAAUAAGGUUGCCAGUUCUUCUGCAGGUGCUUUUGGUACUAGAAUAUUUGAUUCUUCAUCGCCUGUAGCAAAGCAAGAGCCUUCAGAUACAAUAGUUUUUACUAGUCAAGCAUUCUCAGGCCAAGUCAGAGUGCAGAUAACUACAGAAAGACCAAACAAUCUGCCUCUUCCCAGCUUCUUGUCAAGAUCUCAGAUGCAUUUUAUCAUCCUAGUUUCUGUGGUAGGUGGCCUGAUGGUUUGCAGUGUUGCCAUUGUGUGGCUAUAUCUAAAAUUUGGAGUCAAAACGGAAGAAAUGUCAAGAGAAAUGGUACAGGGGUUGCUCUACCAGAAUGAAGGACAUGAAAACAGUGUCUAUCCAAUGGAAGUAAUCUGAAUGCUUUAUGGCAUGGACAUUUUUGGCCUAAACCAGAUGUGUGUUGCUGCAGGAAAGCUAAGUUUAUGCUCAACUGGUGACCAGUAGGAAGCAAAGCAGGGAAUAAAAAUACCAGAGAAAACUGAAUUUUUUUGCAGAGCAGAAUGUCCCAAAAUAUAUCUAAUUUGUCAUUGACCAGUGAUGGUAUAUUGGAAAUAAAUGAGAUGCUUUUUUCUUCUGGUACUGUUACGUACAAAGGCUGUUGCUGUUCUAGAGCUGCUUGGUGGCUCUUUGCCAGGUGCUGGGCAGAAGUGAAUUUCCAAAUUGCUGUUGGGAAUUUUUCUGCAUUUCAUCAUGGCCCAGCUGAGAAGCCACCCACUCCCCCACACUGCUGGACUCGGGCUCAGCCACCUUGAGCAAUCUUAACACCAAACCAUACAAUUUGCACUUAACAAACUCUCUGUUGCUUCUUUCUUUGCACUUCAGGUCGCUGCUCUGUCAGACCAAGACUGAUGCUGGUGGCCAGCUGGAUGCUGGCUCUCCUUGGGUUGAUCAAAUACCCCAUUUACUCUUGUGGAGACACAUGGGGUAGUCUAGCUUUUCAGACAGAGGUGACAAAAACUGCAUCUGAUUAGGGGACUGAAGGUCAGUGCUGCAGAUUCCACGUUCAGAGGAGCUGGCAGCACACAAUUGAUCUUCUUGAAAUCAGGCCACCUUUCUCUCCAACAGCUACAGGCAUUUCUUCUUGCAGAUUUAGUCUGAGACCUAGUUCUUGGCAAAUCAACUGCAAUAAAACCCUUCUGCCAGCUGAUGCGCCCUGUGUCCAGCCGCGUCCAACAACAGGGCAGGAUAAUGUGGAGGAGCCUUUGCAAAUGGGAGAAAACAAGGAGUCACCCAAUAAUUUUGCUAUUCCUGUGAUAACAUUGGAGGGGUUCUGCUGUUCUCUGCGAGCACAAAACCCAGGAAAUACUCUCCUGGAGUAGCUCAAUGCAAGUCUGAAUUUAGUCAUAUAGGAAUUACUCCACCACAGCAGACGUACCAUCCUUCUGGUCCCAUAUUCUCUCUAGAAAUCAGCAUGUUUGCUAAUCCACAAAAAAGCAAAAAGUACCUGUUCAUGGUCGUACACUUCAGCUGCAUUUUAGUUUUUCUUUUUUGGCUAGCACUGAUCACCAGGCUAUUAAAGCACCAUAACAGUACGAGGCUUUUUUUUAACCCAAAUUGGUUUUGACUUUUAGACAUCUAGAUGUUACUGUAUGUAAGCCUUAUCUUUUAUCUGUGGUCAGUUCCUGAAAACCAUUAUUAAACAUUGACUCCAGUAUGAAUUUUGCUGGAGCGUGCACAGGUCUUCAAGAUAUGAUGCUUUGUAGGUAGAGGUACACAUCAAGGGUCAGAUCCUCCACUAACCAACCUCAGUGGAUCAGAGCCCAAAGUAUAAAUAUGCAUGUAGAAAAAAAGAAAGCAAAACCACAUAAUAAGCAAGAUAAUCAAAGAGGAAAUGAUGGGCCAGCCGUAAAGCAGAGCUAGAGGAAGGUGGCCUAUUAGAUCCAUCAGAUGGCACCUUCAGGGCAUCCAUCCAGCCCUGGAGGUGGAGAAGAUAGACUGCGGUGGUGUUUGUUUUCUGCCAUCAUUCAGUCCCUUAGUUCUGCAUUUUGUUGACUUGAGAGAGGGCAGCCAGGGAUUCAUCUUGGGCUUUGCAAGUACAGAAUGCAAUCAGAUUAACUGUAAUUAGGAAUUUGGGGUGAAACCCCUCCUUGUACAGCAGCACUCCUGUGCAGCCCAGCUCUGUAAUGCUGGCUGGCAUUGAUGUACGUGGAGGGUAAAUUGGAGGCUGUCGGCACAGCCUCCCCAUCUGCUCCGCUUGUGUGCGGCUGGGGUUCUGGCCUCACAGUUUGUGAGGUGGUGUACUAUGGCAUUAUUUUUAUACGAAACACUAGAAAUGUUAUUUUUGUAGUAAACUUUUGUAGCCAUUUGAAUGUAUGUAAUGUCCUGUCCUUGCUACUGAAGCAUCACGGAGUCAAGACAUUUCUGGAAACAUUGGAAAACACCUUGUCUAUUUUCUUGCUGGUCUUGGAUGGCUUGUUCAUGUCCAUGGGAGCUGGGUCACUCUCCAGGCAGUACAGCAAAUGGAGUGGACACUUGUCUUGUCUGGCUAUGGGUGAAGUUCUCAGCUUGGAGUGAUGCUGGGGAGAUGAACGUGCACCAGGCAGAUCUGAUCACUUCAACUCCCACCAUGGUAUUUGUAAGGACACUGAUUUCAGCUCCACAGCCAGCUCCCACCAUCUUCCAGCUGCCAUGGUCACGCUGGCACUCAUCAGGAGGAGCUGCUCCUCCAGCCUGGAUCCAUUCUUUUGCUCGUCUUGCUCCCCUCUCCUGUUUCCAGACUGCUACCAGGCAGGAUGCUGGCACCCCUCAU